Messenger RNA from Folsomia candida, 2480 nucleotides. RefSeq lists its product as uncharacterized. The transcript has 5 exons. The record is from RefSeq and is a predicted model, not a curated record. Lineage: Eukaryota; Metazoa; Arthropoda; Collembola; Entomobryomorpha; Isotomidae. The coding region runs from base 24 to 2333 and encodes 769 amino acids.
ACUUUGUGAGUCCCCCGAGAACAAUGGGAUUUUCCAAACCGAGAUUGAUCCUUUUACCAAUUUAUGGUUUGGGUGCGUUCCUCAUCGUGACUAUCUUUUAUGGGAAAGACGAUCCUAGAAUCUGGACGAAUACGUGGUAUAACGUUUCAAAUCCAAUACUCAAGAGAGAAAGCCAGAAUCGCGCAUCGCCCAUAAUUUCGACCAAAUGGAUAGUCGUAACUUCCAUAUCACCUCCGACCCAGCAGAUCGCCACGUUAUCAAAGAUCCACGGGUGGCAGCUUCUAGUCGUAGCCGAUCAAAAAACCCCGCUCGAUUGGAACGCUCCUGGCGCCAUCUUGCUCUCUGUCGAAGCCCAGCACAGUCUCGGCUACGGGAUAGUCUCACUUCUCCCCUGGAACUCCUACACACGGAAAAUGAUCGGGUAUCUCUACGCCAUUCAGCACGGGGCACAAUACAUUUACGACACCGAUGACGACAACGCGCCAAAUGAAGGGGUCGAAUUCGAAAAGGGAUUCGUCUUAACCGACACAAUGAAAGGUUUAACACUCAUUCCGCCCCAAGACCGGGGUAACUUGAUCAAUCCGUAUGUCCAUUUUGGCCAAAAAUCCAUCUGGCCACGUGGUUUUCCCCUGGACCAAGUUGGGGUCGGAUACAAUAACACGUACAAAUUGUGCGUCGUUCACACCCCGCUUAUUCAGCAAGGUCUCGUUAAUGGGGAUCCGGACGUCGACGCGGUUUACCGCCUUACCCAGAAAAGUGUCUAUUCACCCCUAAAUGUCAAGUUUGACGGGUUUGCGCCCCCACUAAUUUAUCCGGAAGGUCUCCUGGCCCCGUUCAACUCGCAGAAUACGUUAUUCCAUUACGCCGCAUUCUGGGGGAUGCUUCUCCCAACGACGGUAACGUUUCGGGUGACAGAUAUCUGGAGAGGGUACUGGGCUCAGAGAUUGUUGUGGGAGAUAGGUGGGACUUUGGCCUUUUUACCGCCCAGGACGACACAGAUUCGGAACAACCAUACCUAUCUAAAAGAUUUCGUCGAGGAGGACCAGAUGUAUAAAGAAUCCUCCAACUUCGCCAAACUUCUGACCGAAUGGAAAUGUCACGAAGAUUCCCUCUACUCUUGCAUCCUCUCCGUCACGAAGGUCAUGGUUGAUGCAGGUCUCAUAUCGGACGCUGACCUGACUUUGACCCACGCCUGGCUCGAUGACCUCAUUUCUAUCGGCUACGACCUUCCCGACCUUGUCCAUCGUCCGUCUCCUUGUAUCGACCGCUGGACCACGACCCAUGCCAUCUUCACCGGCCAGACGGAAGACGUUAAACCGGAAAUUGACACCAUUAAGGAGUCCACGUUAAGAAAAUUGUGUAAUCUAUCAGCUGUUUCUACAGAAAAUAGGACAGCUUCCGCCUUUCCGACGACUCUUCUCGUCGUCACGUAUAAUCAUCCCCACUACGACCAUAUGUGGAUCCUGGACGCCAUCUAUAGGCCGCAUUUCGCCAAUAUUUUGUACUGUGGCGCCCAACCAAAUUCGACCAACGCGUCAAUUGAUAGUAUCCUCGCCAGGGAGGAAUUCGUACGGUCUGGCGCCACCGGGAUUUCCUUUGUUUACGCGAAUGUCAACGCGGAUCCGGGAUCCUACCCGCCGGAACAUUCCCCCAACGGGGCGGGAGUUACGAAUGGUUUCUUCGUGUAUGAAUGUGCCAUUCGCGCAGUGGAAAUGGGGUAUCGUGACCUAACGGGGUACAUGGUUAUUGGGGACGAUGUCUUGUUUAACUUUUGGAAUAAUGGGAAAUAUGAUGCGAAUGAGGCGUGGCUGUAUCAUAAGUAUGCAGGAUUGCUGGAUACGGUUACUCCGGUUGGCUGGUGGUGGUGGCCGUACUCAAUUUUCGGGGUGAAUGCAACCAUCGCAGCGUUCAACGAAAUUUAUGAGGAUCACAAUCCCUACGUUGUGGCGUUUAGGGAACAACGAGAAUCCUUUGGAUACAAUAGGACAACAGCGAUGUACGGAUGGACUGAUGCGUACUAUUUUCCUGCAGCGAAGAGUGAAAUGCUCUACGAGGUUGGUGUUAUCUUACGCGAAAACAUCGUCUUCUUGGAAAUCGUGGUCCCUUUCUGGUUGAACGGGUUAUCGUCGCCUGAGAAAUUUGUCAUUCUUCCAGGAGCAUAUAAUGGAGGAUACGGUUCCGCCGCGAGGGACCAUCCCUUCGAUUAUUACAAGGUCGAGGAAUCAUUCAUGCAUUCCGUCAAACUGAGCGGAGUUAUAACUAAUGCGACACUAAGGGGAUUAUAUUGCCACAACUUUAUUGAGGAGGUUCUCAAGUAUUCACCGGUUUAUUGACGUCAAUUCCGCAACAUUCUUACAUGAAUGUGUAUAAUUUUAUGAUGAUAUAUUUAGUUUACUUAAUUUUAUGUCCGAUACAAAUGAGGGAAUUGAUAAGGAAUUAAAAAUAUGUAUCUUAACAAGUCAACUAACGGCAUAUACAUA